This is a messenger RNA of Lineus longissimus, 1486 nucleotides long. RefSeq names its product neuronal acetylcholine receptor subunit alpha-9-like. Gene Ontology annotation, molecular function: transmembrane signaling receptor activity; excitatory extracellular ligand-gated monoatomic ion channel activity; transmitter-gated monoatomic ion channel activity involved in regulation of postsynaptic membrane potential. Gene Ontology annotation, biological process: monoatomic ion transmembrane transport; signal transduction; nervous system process. Lineage: Eukaryota; Metazoa; Nemertea; Pilidiophora; Heteronemertea; Lineidae. Bases 61 to 762 code for a protein of 233 amino acids. The record is from RefSeq and is a predicted model, not a curated record. Gene Ontology annotation, cellular component: synapse; neuron projection; plasma membrane. The transcript is spliced from 6 exons.
AAACUUGCCAUUCUCACGAACAAGCUUUCAGUGCUGGACGUGUGAGCUAGAAGUCGGACCAUGUUGCGCCACGGGUUGAUCUGUGUCGUUUUCCUUCAACAGUUUAUCGCUCUGGCUCUGUCUGAAGGAUCAUACCCCUAUUACGCUCGCCUUUAUAACGACUUAUUCCAAGACUAUAACCCACGACUACUGCCAGCUAAGGAUGCAUCUGCUCCGGUCAACUCAACUAUCGGAAUGACCCUCAUCAACCUGAAACUGGAUACGUCUGCUGGGAGUUUGUACACUAACGUUUGGCUUCAACAGGAUUGGCACGAUUUUCGACUCCAAUGGGACCCUGAAGGAUAUGACGGCAUCACACAGAUCACAGUACCUUAUGAUCAGGUGUGGCGUCCAGACAUGUCGCUCUUCAACAGUGAUAAGCCACAAGACAUGAAUCCACCCUCAGAUGAAGGCAACGUGGUCGUGUUCAGCUCAGGCAAUGUGUUGUUUGUCCGACACGUGGGUCUAUCAAGCCUAUGUAUGCCUAAUGACCAGGGACCAAACGGCGAGCAGCACUGCGAAAUGAAGAUCGGAUCCUGGGUCAACAGUGGCUACCGUUUGGAUGUUUACAACUCGAACGACAAGAUAGAUCUGACGUCAUAUGCCGGGAAUCCAGACUGGACGAUAACGAAAACAUUGGCCAAAAGACACGUACGGCACUACAGCUGCUGCCCGGAACCUUACGUCGACAUUACCUUCAGUAUCUGGUUCAAGGAAAAGUAGGAACCAUCUCUCAUUGUAACAACAACGCCUGCGGAAGAGUUGUCAUGGUUGGUUUAUCUACAGGACGCACGGGACUAUAGUGCACUUGCGCAUUAUGUUAAGCGCAAAGCCAUGCAUUAACAGAUCUACGGUUAUUUUGAUGCAGAUUAUCGAACGUUAAUCAUCCACGUUGGUCAUUUAAUUACCCACAGUCUCCAACGCAAGAAACACCCUCUCUCACACGGUUUCUAGAGAAUUUCCAAGAACUCUACGCACAAACAAAGCUGGUUAAGUACCACAGCGCCAACUAGGGAAAGGUAAUACAUGUACAUCAAUUCUUGACUAGCCUCAAUUAGCUUCGUAUCGACUUGUGUGUUCGGCUUACGCAUCGAUUCAUGGCCUUUGCAUGAUGCCAUACAUAGAUAAAUCACAUCAACGCUGAUGUCACAGUGACCAAUCUUCAAGUAACAAUAGUGGUGCCACCUGAUUUUGCCAUCUUUUUCUAGCUGCAGAAAUUGUCGUGGAGAUAAUCAAAACCAUUACUGUACUUUGAAUACAGAUAAAAUAUUCUGUCUACUGUGCUCCAUCAUCUAAAUCUUCCAAAUUCGCGACAACGUCAUAUAUUAUGUACCUGCAACAUAAUCCAUAGAUCAGAGCAUUUGAAGUGCAUGUAACCGUUUAUAAGACAGUUGUAACCACUCGUCUGUAGAUCCUAAUAGAGAACAGUAAAGCUCAACAAAAUCGC